AUGUUUGGAGCCCCAGCCAACAAUUCUCCUUUCGGGUCACCUCCACCCACUGGUGGAUUUGGUAGUCCAAGCCCUGCCCCUUUUGGGGCCCCAGCACCCGCGUUUGGAGCUCCUGCCUUUGGUACUCCUGCCCCAGCGCCCGCCUUUGGAGCGCCCUCGACUGGAUUUGGGGCUCCAGCACCAGCUCCUGGUGGCUUUGGAGCUAGCACUUUUGGUGGUGGUGCUACCACCCCUGCCCCGGGUGGUUUGUUUGGAGCACCAGCCCCUGCCCCAUCAGGAGGUUUGUUUGGGGCCCCAGCUCCUGCGCCCGCAUUUGGAGCUUCUCCAGCGCCUGCUUUUGGAGCGAGUACCUUUGGGGCACCAGCACCAACUCCUGCCUUUGGCGCUAGCACAUUUGGGGCUCCAGCCCCCUCGACUGGUUUGUUUGGGGCGGCGCCAACACCAGCCCCAAGUGCCUUUGGGAGUACUUUUGGAGCUUCUCCUGCACCCGCAUUUGGGGCACCUGCGCCUCCACCGGGUAGUAUCUUUGGAGGGGCUCCUGCGCCUGCACCUGGAGGCUUGUUCGGGGCUCCUGCAGCAGCAGCCCCUGGACAACCAGGUGGGGGUGGAUCGAAACAAACACCUUAUCAACCCACACCACGCCAGGACGGUACUAGCACCAUCCAGAUGCAGUCCAUCUCGGCAAUGCCGGCUUAUGAGAAUAAGAAUUUCGACGAAUUGAGGUACGAAGAUUACCUUCAAGGAAACAAGGGAGCAGGGAAUGCUGCCUCGACUGGUUUUGGCGGAUUUGGAGCUCCUGCACCGUCGGGGGGUCUCUUUGGUGCCACUCCAGCACCCGCAUUUGGGGCUCCUUCCACGUCCCCUUUCGGGGCACCGGCUCCAGCGCCAUUUGGAGCACCAGCACCUGCCCCAUUCGGAGCACCGGCCCCCGCUUUUGGUUCAACCUUUGGUGCACCCGCGCCUGCUCCUCCCGCUUUCGGCGCCACUCCUGCGCCUGCAUUUGGUAGCAGUACCUUUGGCAAACCAGCAACUGGAAGCCUCUUCGGAGCACCAGCUCCUGCACAAGGGGGGUUAUUUGGAGGAGGUUCACCAGCAGCUGCCCCCGCAUUCGGAGCACCCGCUCCAGCCCCAGGAGGUCUCUUUGGAGCGCCUGCGCCCGCUCCUGGCGGUUUGUUUGGCGCACCUGCCCCUGGAGGGUUGUUUGGUUCCACACCCGCGCCUGCAUUUGGAGCCCCAGCUCCCCCACCGGCGUUUGGCUUUGGAGCUCCUGCUCCUGGUGGUGGUUUGUUUGGACCCGCUCCUGCGCCCGCUUUCGGAGCAACACCUGCCCCUGGAGGCUUGUUUGGUGCACCAGCCCCACCGGCAGGAAGCCUGUUCGGGGCAAAGCCACCUGGCACUGGUUUAUUCGGGGCUCCAGCGCCGGCGGCAUUUGGUAGUCCUCCGACCGCUUUCGGCGCACCCACGGCUGCCGCGCCCAGUCUUUUUGGCUCCCCACCGGCCAUGGCGGCAGCUCCCAUGAUGAUUCCGGCGGGAGCCAUCAUUCCCCAGGCAGCAAGCGAAGUCUUGUCUCAUCAAAUCCAGGCACUCGAGAAUAAACGAAAGGAAGUGCAAAAGCUGGACGUGUGGAGAACAAAAUCACCUGAGGAGUCGCGUGUAACUCCCGUCUCGCAGCCCCAGUACGGAGGCUUGGCCAGUGGCCUCGUGCGGUCGUCGCCAUACACCCCUCAUCGGCACAAUCCUGGUUCAGCGGCGAAAAAGCUCAGGCCUCGUGGUUUUGGUUCAGCUAUCGCGGCGCCUUCAUCAUCUGCGUCGCCCUUGGACACUAUGGGUACAGGCGGUCGGGCUAUGAUGUCUCCAGAGGCUUACGUGUCUUCCUCGGCGAAAAAGCUCGUAAUCAAGCAAGAUUCCCUGACUCCCAAACCAAAGCUGCAGUUGCGAUUGAUGAACGCACCUUCGAGUGCCUCUGAUGUCACAACCCAUGCGCUGCCAGUGUCACUUGAAGCCGAGAGCCCAGCCCCUGGAAAUGCUGGUCCAUCAAUUGCAACAGCCCCGCCAGCAUCGUCCCCUUCUCCCAGACAGUCGCAGAUGCAGACAAGCACGCCGACUUCUGUUCCAGUGUUUGGGAACGAGGCAAACGCUGGCACCCCUACAUCCCCAACUGUCAACGGAGGAAGCAGAAUUCCUCCUGUCACUGCCGAGAAGAUCGACCCCCCUCCUCCAGAUCCUGAUCGAGACUAUUACCAGCAGGUUGUUGAUUCACCAGAUGGCAAUCCUGCAGAUCGGCCAGCGCCGCAAAGCGCUCGAGUCACAAAGAAAAAGCCUUCUUAUUUGCCAAAGCUAACAAAGCCAGGUUACGUCAUUACACCCUCAUUGGAUGAGCUUGCAACUCUGUCAGAGGCAGAUUUGGCAGCUGUGUCAAAUUUUUCAAUUCGUUGCGACCCUUACGGUCUGGUUGAGUGGAAAGGUGCCGUUGAUGUUCGCAAUGCCGACCUGGAUAAUUCCAUUGUGAUUGGGCAGAAUGAUGUAUCUGUCUACACCAAGGAUGAAGAAGAAGGAAGAAAGCCUCUGGUCGGGUCUAAACUGAAUCGUCCUGCAGUUAUUACCUUUUUCAAUGUCUUCCCAAAGAAUGGAGGGGCUAAUGCCAGCGUCGAAGACAAGGUCAAGUUCGCUCGAAGGAUUGAGCGUCAAACUGUAAAGAUGGACGCUGAGCUUAUCAAAUAUGACAAAGACACGGGCUCAUGGAAAAUCGCAGUGGGCCAUUUUUCUCGCUACGGUCUUUCCGAUGACGACGAGAGCGAAGAUGAGCUUUACACCGAAUCUGUUGAGAAGGAAGAUGAUGCUGCCAUUGUUAGUGAUGUUGAAAUGGAUCAUCAUGUUGAGGAGGCUUUUGAUUCAAUCUACUCUGCUGUGAAAUCAUACUCAAAACACCCAAAGACCUCGCUGCAUGAUGACAUGGAACUGUCCGAAGAGCAAACUGAUGACUGUGACUUUGACGAAUAUUACGAAUCGCCUGAUUGCCGCAGCAUGGGUUUUAGCACAACCUUGAUCUCUGCGGAUGAUUACGAUAAGGCCACCAAACAACAUGCCACUACGGGCAUUUGCAAUAGGAUGUCCACAAAAGCCUUUGCGAGUGAACGUCGCAUGCCAAAGAAUGUUGAGUACGGAUUGCGACUUGGGCGAAGCCACGGCAUAUGCUGGAGCCCAAACGGUUCCUUCUUGAAAGUUGCUCAAGGAGGAACCAAGCUGGAACAGCGCCGCCCGGUCUUCGAGAAUGCUGGUGGGAAGUCGGCUUGGAAUCGUUCGAAGCAGCAAUUAGAAGCCCACAGGCAAUGCAGCUCGAAGCUGCCCACCGAGGUUGACGAUCGAUCUCCACGAUUUGUGCUACCAAGGAGUGUGUCUAAUGGGGAUGCAAAAUCACACGAAGCACUGCAUCAAGCACUGGUGGCGUUGCAGGGGAAUCCCAAGGGAGAGGACAUUGGGAGUUUGUCGUUUGCUCUGUUGGCUUGUCUGGUCGACGAUGAUGCAACUGUUACGAAACCUUCAAUGGACCUCCGAAAAGAGGCAGUGAUCCGUUUCCUUGUGGAUGCAUUGAAAACAUCAACAGACCGUGGUGUUGACCAAGCCAUGGCCCGCAACGACGUCCUUGCUGCGGUCCACGCAGCCUUGAAAGGUGGCAACUUGUCGAAAGCAUGUGAGAUUUCUGUGGCUGCGGGCCAAGAAGACCUUGCUGCUUGCAUCGCAACUUUUGACAUGGAGGGGUCGGCAGACAUUGCCGCUCAGGCACGCAAAGCAACCACCAAUGAAGGCUUAAGGAAAAUCUACAGUCUCCUCAGUAGUGGAUCAUCCAACAAAGGGGGAGAACAAGAAUGGAUGACAACGCUUUUGAUCAAAUUGCUGUAUGGAAGUCCCCUACAAGAUAUUAGUCUUCCCAAGGUCCUUGAAUCUUUUCAAACGGACAUCAAGACUUCACAAGCACCGUAUCCCUCUCCUUCAUACAUUCGUGGAGGACGAGAGAGAGUCCAGAGCAUCUUGUUUCGGCUCCUUCGCUUGACCGAAUCUCCUCAGUUGAUAACCUGCGCCGAAGUCAUCAAUCCUGAUGGCAUUUCUCGUUUCCAUCAUGACUUCAGUGUCUCCUUUUUCCUUGCGUCUGCUUUGGCAUCCGCUGGGAUUUGCUCGAGUCUUUCUGUAUUUCAAGAAGAGCGAGUCAUCGACGGAUAUUGUACGCAGCUGAUCGGGAUGGGUCACUGGGAGUGGGCUGUUUAUGUUUGCCUGUGCUCAUUGAAUCAUGAUGUGCUAGAGUCAACCAAGACAGAAUGGAAACAAGCGAAGGCGAAGCGCAUUGUCCUGCAAUUCUACCACCGUGCAGACCCGCACUUUAAUGUCAGAAACAAUUUCCUUUCGGAAAUCGGAGUGCCCCAGGAGUGGUGUUCGGAAGCCUUUGCCUAUCGCAGCGCGAGUGUCGGUGAUCCCUUUUCCUACAUCAAUCAUCUUGUAUCCUUCUCCACAAAGCAAGCUAUGGCAGUAUGUGACCAAGUCAUCUUGCCCAACAUCCUGUUCAUGGGAAACAGUGAUGUCGACAAAUGCAUGGAAUUGCUUCGCAGCUGUCAGGGCGACCUUUCUCCUACUGCGAAGGCGGUGCUCUCCAUGCUCGAAAUUGGGCAGGACCUACAGGAAAUGGCCACAGCACCGCAAGAGAUCGAUAAACAAAUGCUCUCCGAAAUGAAAGCAGAACUCGAUAUGGUGGAGAAGAAGCUUCAUCUGGAGUUAUCCAAGUGCAAAAAGGGAUUCCCCCCGUUGCAGUUUUCGGCGUUCAGUGCCAUUCCACUGCCGUCGAUGCUUUCAGAGGCGCUUGAUCAUUGCGUCUUCCUUUCGACGUUGUUGAAAGCAUUGGAGUUGGGCAUCCAUGUAGGCACUAAAACUUCUCAGCGAAAGCUGACAGCGCUUCUUGCAUUCAAUGCCAUCGGCGGGCACAGUGAAUGUACCUCAAGUGCUGCCCUUCUACGCUGA
Seminavis robusta is the source of this 5007-nucleotide messenger RNA. The record is from the annotation of a GenBank genome assembly. Lineage: Eukaryota; Bacillariophyta; Bacillariophyceae; Naviculales; Naviculaceae.